Messenger RNA from Alosa sapidissima (American shad), 3238 nucleotides. It is a transcript of the gene cttnbp2nla, whose product is annotated as CTTNBP2 N-terminal like a. The transcript is spliced from 6 exons. The record is from RefSeq and is a predicted model, not a curated record. The coding region runs from base 132 to 1943 and encodes 603 amino acids. NCBI's taxonomy places the organism in Eukaryota, Metazoa, Chordata, Actinopteri, Clupeiformes, Clupeidae.
GAAUCGGACUUGCCGAUUGGAUCCAUCGCAUGCCACACACUUUACCCUUUUUUCCGCUGGGCUUCGGUUCAUCAUAGUUCGCUAAAGUCUCUUCGGCAACCGUUUUGAUGGUGGAGUUAAACUAACCUGGAAUGGCACCUACUACGGAGUCCAGGAUGAACAUGGAGAACCUGAGCAAGGCCGAACUGCUGAUGCUCUUCAGCGUCCUGGAGGGAGAGUUGGAGGCGCGCGACCUGGUCAUCGAGGCCCUCCGAGCCCAGCACAGGAACACGUACGUCCGGGAGCGCUACGGGAAGUUCAACCUGAGUGACCCCUUCCUGGCGCUGCAGAGGGACGGCGAGGCGCUGCGCGGCCCCAGGGCGGGGCCCUCGCUGGGGGAGCCGGCCGUGCACCCUGACCCCCUGACCGUGCUGAAGCUGGUGGUGGGACACUGCCGCCGCAUGCAGGAGAAGAUGCUGGCGCAGCUGGCUGCUGCCGAGAGCCGGCACCGCAGGGUCAUCGCGGACCUGGAGGAGGAGAGGCGCCGGCACGCAGAGGACACGGCCGAGGGUGACGACGUCACGUGCAUCCUGGAGAAGGAGCGAGAGCGUCUGCAGCAGCAGCUGGAGUUUGAGCGCGGCCAGUCGCGUCGUCUGGAGCGCGAUCACCGGCGGCUGCAGGAGCAGCUGGACGAGGAGCGCGGGCAGCACAAGCAGCUGGCGUCAGCGCUGGCCCGCGAGUGCCAGCGGGCGGGUGCGCGCGCCCAGGAGGAGGCCCAGCGGGCGGCCGAGGCCUCGCGGCGCCUGGAGCGCGAGCGCGGCGCCACCCAGGGCCUGCGGGCGCAGCUGGAGGCCGAGCACAAGCGGGCGCUGCAGACGGAGGCGCGCGCCGAGGAGCAGCUGGCCGAGGUGGACACGGAGCGCGAGCAGCUGCGGGCGCGACUCCGCCGCGAGGAGGCCCAGGGACGGACGCUGCAGCAGGAGCUGGAGAGGCUGAGGGGGGAGCUGGAGGAGGCACUGAGGCCGGAGGUGAGGUCAGUGAACACACAGAUGGACGUGACCUCACAGCAGCAGCAGCAACAGGGAGAGGAAGAGGAGGUCCCCAAGAUGAAUGGCCACCAUACUGCACAGGAGCAGGAGGAGGAGGAGGAGGAGGAGGAGAAAGACAACGGCGCGCAGGAGAACGGGCACCUGGAGAGCCGCUCUUGUGUGCCUCUGCACGCGCAGCAGAACCUGGGUCAGUCUUCGCUCAAUGCCUCCCCGUGCUCAUCUCCCCUGUUGGUCAAGCGGGCGGGCCGGGCAUCCCCGUCUUCAUCUGCGCCCGGUGCCACCACUGCUACGUCCGGUGCAUCCCCCGGUGGUGCCAACUCAGCCAGCCUGCAGUCCUCCUACCAGGCUGGCAUCCACCAGCGCUUCCACGCUGCCCGCCACAAGUUCCAGGGCCUCCCGGACCCCGAGUCCCAGUCUCCGCCUCAGACGGGCUCCCCUUGCUCCCCGCGGGCACUGUCGCCCUGCGGCACUCCGUCCCCCGAAGCCAGCCCAUCCCGGCAGAUGGCCCGGAGCACCGUGACCCAGGUCCUGUCCCGCUUCACCCUGCCGCAGCCGCAGCAGCAAGCGGGUACAGCCAAGCCCGCCGCCACCGCUGCCCCCAACAGCUCCCCGUUUGGCAUGGACUACCGCAACGUGGCGCCCAGCUCGCCCUCCCUCUCGUCCUCCUCGCGGGUGCCCAUCGGCGCCCUCUCACCCGGCAUCCGCUCGCCCACCAUCCCCAGGGCUGACCGGGGCAACCCGCCGCCCAUCCCGCCCAAGAAGCCAGGCCUGGCGCAGGCCCCGCCGUCGCCGGCCCCCGUGCCCCGCGCCAACCACAACCACUUCGCCGAGCAGCUGUCACCGGCCAGCUGCGGCCUCACCAGCGGCCAGGAUGGGGUCAAAGAGCUGGACAUGGUGGUGUCGUCCAGCGGCUGACCCUGGGUCGUAUUGCACACCCCUUUUCACUCCAUAUGUUGAGUACACGUGUGCGGUCAUGCUCAUGUCAAAGCACAGCGUACCAAAAACACUGUCUUCCAAACCUAUUCUAAGUUAGUUACAGCGACUGUUAUACUAUUGGACUGAAAAUGUUCCAAAAAGAUUAUUGACUAGUGUAUUAUUUUGUAUGAAUAAUUCUCCUAUGCUGCCUUUGUAUGUCUUCCUAGUUAAGCUUAUGUUGGUAUAGGAUUAGCUUUAUUAAAUUUCAUCCUGAAUUAGACAAGGGCAAAAUAAAGUGCAAGUGCCUCUAGCAUCUAUAUUUAUGGUACUGUUGAUAUAUUUGAAUUUAUAUCCAAGAGCUCAUGCCUGGAUGCGCAUCAGGCCUUUUGUGUCUUACCUGCUACAUUAUGCAGUCGACAGGCACAAUAUUUAGCAGGUGGUGCUUAUAGAGCCAAAAAUAAUUCUUAGGAGUAGCAAACAUGAAUUUCCAAAAUUGUUCUAGGCACCUCCUUCCAGAGGUGUGAUAUGUAUCUGCAUUUACAUUCCAUUAUUUGACCAAAUAUUUGUAUUCAUAUGCAGUAGAUUUACUCAAUGACUUGUUAAUCAGAAAUCAAAUGGCUUUAGUGAAUACACUGUAAUGUAUAUUAAUGAAUUGCAUGUUAAACUAUGUUUUUUUCACAGCUAUUUUGUAAUUGUAAAGAUAUGGGAAAAUAGAAAUGAUACCAGGAUGCUGCACAAGUAAACAUCCAUGUUUGAUAAAGAGUUCAGAACACAUUUUUAUAUACUGUAAUUAGACAAAAAGCUUGUUUUAACUUCUUGCAUUUUAUAGUAAUUGCAUAUACAUGCAUACUAAUGUUGUUUGUAUUGCUUUUAUGCUAUGAAAUUUAACAAUAGUGUCUACUUACAGAUGGAAAGGUAUGGCUAUAUAUGUAUAAUAAUUAUGUCACUAUGUCAUAUUCACCAUGAUCAAGUGCAUUUCAGAUCAAAUUCAAAGAAUGCUGUCAAAUCAGGGUCUAGGAAGUCUGAGUUGUGUUGAUGGGUCUGUCAGCAGCUAGUAUAUUCCGCCAUUUUCAAUCAUUACAGUCACAAAAGAUGAGCACUGUAUUGUAAUUGCAUUAUGAUAAUCGGUAGUGAUUGGUCUCUCUUCAAGGGGCAGAAGGAGGGCCUUGUUGGAAGCCUGGAUUGGUGUGGCUGAUUGUAUUAAUGUUGUAUGAAAUUGAUGAUCAAACUUUCACGUGAAUUUUCAAAAUGUGUCCUGUUUUAUUUAAUCAUUAAAGUAGUCGUCUUCUACUACU